AUGGCGGCCCGUUCAACUGUGGGCGAUUCACCCUUUGUGUUUCGAAUUUCACACGACGAACUGGUAGCCUAUGCUGAUGAACUAGACAGAAAAAACGAGAAAAAGAAUUCAAAAAAGAUAAAUCACGGAAAAUAUGAAGAAAAGGAUUCCAAACCGAAGAAAUUCGAUAGGAAAACUGACGUCAGCAAGAAUGCUUCUCACUCCAAAGCCGAAAUGGAAGAAAGUUUUGGGGGAAAAGAAACCAAGUUUAAUCACGAAAAGGAUAACGAGGGUCUCAAGAAAACAAAAGCUGAAAAAAGGAAAGAUAAAAGAAAAUCGCCAUCGUCCAAAUCUCGGCAUAAUUCCUCCUCAAACACAGAGGAUGAUGUCGAUCCAAAGGAGAAAUGUCCGGUUACUAAUAGCGACCAAAUUGGAGUGAAUGAAACAGGAAAGGCUACGAGAAAGCGUCGUGGAAAUGUAAGCAAAGCAACCAAAGCUGAUGAGGAUGAAAAAGACAUUGAAAAAUAUGAACUUGAUCUGAGAGCUCGCACCGGUGGUGUUUUGAAGCUUUCUAAAGAACCUUCUUAUGCUGCAGAGGAUUCGCUUAAGGAUGAAAAACCAAGGGGAAUAAUUAAGUUGCCCGAAGGUUUCCAUAUUAAUAGUCACAAUGCAAGUGAAGAGGAAGGUUUCGCAUCUGAUAUACCUCCCCGCAAGAGAACUUCAAGCAUGAAUGAUGGCAGUAGCAGAAGCAGUGGCCUUCAUGGUCCUGCUCAUACAGAGAAAUCAGUGUCUCCAAAUAAAGAAGUUCGGUUUAGUACAGUAAAUGAAAAGAUUAAAGUACCUCCAAAAAAGCAUAGCACAAGCACAGGACAAUCUGGAGACAAACACGCUGAAGUAAACAAUGUUGACAGUGAUAAAUGUGUGGACAUUCAAAACACUUCAAUGGAGAACAAUGUCAUUUAUGAGACUAAAGCAGAGAAAACACUUAAGUCUAUAAAUCAACAAAGAGCUCAAAGACUGUUAAAAGUUGUGGCACCUAAAGGGGCGCAGCUGAUUCAUUUGUUAUCUCGUGGGACACUUGACAAGGCAGCUUUUGCAAAAAUUUGUAGCCUAAGUAAAGAGAUACAAGACACUUACAAAGGGAUUAUGAUGCUUGACAUUGGCCUGGCUACUCAACUAGAGAUUGAUCAAAACCUCUGGAAGAGUGCAUUUUAUAAGGUUAUUGAAACACUGAGGAAGUAUGGAAAACUCUUUUUGGGAUAUGAAGAAAAAUCAGAUGUACUCUCUCCUAAGGAAAUAAAUAACUGUUUGAAGGAAUUCUUGAAAGAUGCGGAGACAUUUUAUAAAAGUCUUCUGGAAUUGUUACAGAAAGAGCAUGAUUUCUCAAUUCAGGAUAUUGUCAGUCAACCAAGGAAGGCAGAAAAACUUGGGAAGAAUGUAAGUACCUCCAAUAAUUUUUCCUCUUCAUGGGUCUUACACUUUCUUUAAGCCUUUUUAACUAGGUGCUCAUCUCCACAAAGGCAAGUUUUCAUUCUUGUCAAUACUAGAAUCCUUCUCCUCGAUAGAUUGCCUUACAAAGUAAUCAAGCUCCAUCUGUUUGGGUUGGGAAUCAGAGUUGUCCUUCUCCUAGACUGGCUGCCAACCAUGGCUAACAGGUCCAACCUACCUAUCCUUGCUGUACCACUGGGUUCUUGGUCAUGCCACAAUAGUAACCCUGUAGAAACAUGGGGGGGGAAAGGCCAUAUGUAAUGACCUUCUGCCUAGCUAGGGGUCAUGCAGCAAUGACCACUCCUGACAAGGAGAAAAGGAAGAGUGAUCAAAUUGCACAUCCUAAAGUGAGCAUGAUGUUUGGCUCAGACCUCUCAACCCCACAAAAGCCUCAUGCACUCCAGGGCCAAGGAGAAUUGAAGAAAAAGUUAGUUGUGAAUGAUUGUUUUUUUGUUUUGUUUUUUUUUUUAAAACUUUGCAAGAAUAUGACCCUUUUAUUCCAAGGAGUGAUAAGUUCCAUGCUUAGCAUGCAUUUAUCAAUGCAAGCAGGACGUUUUGAGAGCACAAGAAAAAUGGAAGAGUUGCUUCUUAGGGCCAUGUGUAAUAAUGAUUUUUACUAUGGUAGCAUAGGAGUUAAGUAGGACUUGCACAUGCUAUGUUGUGCAGAAAGGUCAGUGCUUGUCAUUAGGCAACUUCAAAUCACACUUAGAGCAAACACCAGCUGUAUGUUACUUUAUUAUUUAACACUGUGAUCUAAACAUUUAUUCCAGGCUAAACUUGCUCUUAUGAGCUCACAGCACAUUUUAAUUUCCCUUGGAGACAUAGAAAGAUAUCAAGUGCAAUUUCAGCCCCGACCAAACUGGGCGUCCAUCAGAUCAUGGUAUCUUAAAGCAAGCAAACUGGCUCCAAAGAAUGGUAAACCUUACAAUCAGCUUGGCGUAAUUGCUGUGUCAGCCAAUCGCAAGCUAGACUCUGUCUAUUACUACAUAAGGAGCCUAGCUGUGAGUAAUCCAAUUUUGACAGCAAGGGAAAAGCUGACAGCCAUUUUUUAUGAUAUCCAACUGAAGGUAAGCAAUUAUUCCAGGGUGUCAGAAACCAUCAAAAGUCAAUGUAAUUUACUUAACUGCUCAGCAUAAAGGUUAGCUGUUUUGUCACCUAAUAGGUAUAGUUAAGUUGAACCUUGAUGAUCUGGAUUCACGAGGACUGAGUUGAAAAGUGCAGACAGUGAAGAAUCCAGAUUGAAAAUUGAAAAUAUAUGAAUAUUAAUGACCAAAAAUAAAACUGAAUAACAGAAAAGACAAUACAUAUCGUUCAAUCAAUAUUUAUGCAUGAAUCAAAGCAUAUUCUCAAAUCAUUGUGCAUAGGCCGCUAAUAUUUGCCAGAAGUAUUUUUACAAAUUUACAAAAGCUAACCAACAACAUAACAAAAUGCAACCAGAGAAUCAAGUCCAAAUAACUGAAAAAUUGUAAUAAUCAAGGUCUGAUCAUGAAAAUGCAGCCAAGUACAACCUGAUUAUAAGAGGUUUCUCUAAGUUGCUGAAAUAGACAAAAUUAAUUCCACCAUGAUUAAACAGGAUAUCAUUUCCAAUGUUUUUUUUUUACUGUUUAUAUUAUAUCAUUGUGUAGGCAGACAGAAUCCAAAGAAAUGAGGAUCAGAGGAAGACUCAUUCGGAACAGCAAAUCCAUCAGAAAAGAGAGAAGAGGCGAUCCUCAUUUGGAGAGGGUACCAAGGCUGUUGAGCUAAAAUCUGAUCAUAAAUCAUCUCAUGGCAGGUUUGAAUUCAUGUUGAGUUAAUUUCUUAUUUCAUUCUUUUAUUCUCAUAGAAGGUGUGAUUUGUUAUUGAUUUUGUUAAAGCAGACCUUUUAUUAAUUAUUAAGAUGAUAGUGUUUUUUUAGCUGUGAGUCACUGCAAGUUGUGUUGUGCUUAACAAGUAAUUUAAUGAGUACUGUAAAUGCUGGUGCACUGUAGAAACUGCACCAUUUUUCCAGAAAUUUUUUUAUCAAAUCAGGGGUGCAGCUUAUCUGUGAGAACAUCUGGAAGAUGUGCUACAAACACCAGUCUAAGUUGGUAGAUAUGAUGUCUAUAUUCUAACAGCUAGAAUUAUAGAUAAGGAAUCAUAAAUUAGUGUUUACAUAAACAUGAAAUGGGCAUAAGGUUCAAACAGGAAAUAAUAUGAGUGGCCAGUGCUCAAUAUAGGAAUCAAAAUUUUGUUUAUAUAGGCAUGAGGUGUGGAUCUUCAUGUGCCAAGGAAAAUACAGAAGAGUAGUGGUCACCGACCAUGGUAAAGUACAAGAAGUUAAUUCAAGAGGAGAACCCAUCCUGGAAGGACAAACUGAGGAGCAUUCUACAGACCCUGUAAAAGAAUCACAAAAGAUUUCUCUUCAAGAGGUAUUAUCAUUUAUAACUUAACAAUUUUAGCAAAGACCUUUUACCUUCAUUGCCAUGAAUUGUUUAAUUUCUUUUUUUGCAAGGUCAACAAGAAGUUCAUGCUCCACUAUCUUUGUGCCCAUGGUCUUUUGUACUCAAGAAUUGGGUAAGAUACAAAUGUGUAUUUUCCUUUUCAACCCUUUGAUCCUGAAGAGUGUCUAGAGUUUUUUCUCACAAUGUUGCCUUAAAAUCACACAUUAAAGUCACAAGAACAAAUGAAAUUACCACCCACUAAAAUUUAAAGCUUUUGAUUGCUAAACAAAUUAUCCUUGUCUGCACCUUACAAAAUGUCUAGAGAACAGUAUGGAGAAAAUGCAUAGUGAUGUUAGGGUGGAAAGAGUUAAGCUAAAUGUGGUUAAGAUACUUAGCUCAUCUGGGUGUAUAAUACAAAGCAGUUAAGGAUUGUUACCCUUGUUACUUUCAGAUCAAGUAGCUUUUCCUAUUUACUCUCAUUGAAGAGGUACACUUUUUUGGGUGGGAGGAAGCUUCAUUUUCAUCAGUAAGGCAAUGACGAUUUUUAAUUUAAUUUUUUUUGUCUCACAGUAUGGAAAGGUUGCCUACAUUACAGUACCAACUCCUGGGUGAGUUCCAUACUUUGCUGGAGUACCCAUCUUGUUCUGCAAUAAGCAGGUCUAACCUUCUACAAAUGAUGGCCAUCAACAUGUUUGCUAUUGAACACACUUCAAGCCAGGGUGAGUAGCUCUACUGUUGUUACUUAAAGUUGUUUCAGUAGGCAACUCAUCACUAGGUGCCUGAAGCUUGUGGUGGUGGAAUUUGAAAGUGCUUAGCUCUUAAAAUGUACCUACUGACUGAGUGGGAGGACUGGGAUGUCCAGGAAAAUAUUUAGUGCAAGGCCAUAACUUACAGACUGAGUACAACAAGAUGUAUGCUUUGAACAUGAUUCAUGACUCAGUCAAUAAGCAGUUUAUCAUAUGUCUGAGGUUCUUUCUUUUUUCCUUUCCUCUUUGCUAGCUGCUCACUAAAGUGGUAUGGCUUUUUCUAGCCUUGCUCAUUCCAUCUCAUAUAGCCAUCACACAGGGAUUUUUGUCUUUUGUUUUAUGUCUUUUGUCUAAAGAGUGCCUGGGGUAGUAGGAGUCAUAUACUAAUUUACACCAUUCUCCUGCUUCUACAUUUCUUAACCCUUUAACACUUAAGAGUGACUAACAUCUAAUUUCUCCUUAUAAUAUUACCACUAAAUCACACAUUAAGGUCACGAGAUUAAAGGAAAUAAUCACCUACCAAAAAAAACUCUUGAUUGUUAGACAAAUUCUCCUGGUCAGCACCUUAUUACAUGUACAGAGAACAGUAACAAGAAUAUGAAUACUGAUGUUAGGGUGUAAAGGGUUAAUGGAAACCAAGAAACUUUGGCAGCAAUAGGCCAUCAGGUUUUCAACACCUAAACGCAUCCUAACUAAACUUGAAAUAAUAAAUGAAAUCUUUUUUCUGCGGUAAGUAGAUGCAGCAGAACCUUAUGUCAGAGUGGGCACACCUCAAGACCAAGCUAUGAACCUUGCUGUUGAGAUGUUCAUCAUGCUGCUCAAGGCCUGCUGUGCCCUGCUACUGAAAAUAGACUUUAAAGCAAGAAACACCUAUGAAGGCCUCAGUGAUACCCUUCAUCAGUUCCUACCCUCAGUCAAAGUGUUUGCAGAUUGGGUGGUCUGUCAUGUUGACCUGUGGCAAGUCUCCUCUAUAAGGUAAGUUGUCAGUGUGUGGGAGCUAAGCAAGAAGGGCAGAAAACAUGUAGAAAAGUUUUUAAAGUUAACCCUUUCACUUCUAAGGCUCAAUUUUUGAUUCUCUAUGCUGUCUGUUGUACAGUUCUAAGGUUUUCAUUGAGAAAUGGAGUUGAAGGAGAAUAGUGUAAAAUAAUAAUAUUCUCCAUUGGGAGUACAAAUAAUGCAUGAAUCAAAUACAAAUAUCUUGCAAUAUUGUAUGAUUAUUUGGACAGUUGCUUACUUAGCACUGUUAAAAAAACUGGUUUGACGGGUUUUCUUCACUUGUGUGAGCUGUUUCAAAGCUUUAUAAUAGAUAAUCACUUAUACUUGACUUUCUAUUGUGGCUGCACAACUCAUAAACUGCUCAGCAAUACUACACACCUAAUGAGAUAUAAGUCUGAUUGUGGUGAAAAGAUUAGCUGUAUACUUCUUUAUUGUCAUUGUAGAAUUCUCCAUUGAAUACUCCAUACUUGAAAGAAAUCCUGCUUUUCUUGUAAUUUUAGGUCUGAAAUUUGGUGCUAAAUUUAAGCUAAAUCAAGCAAUGUCCCUUUGUUUAUAUUUUUUUUGUUCUUUUCUCUGCCUUUCUUCUUGAAGAUAUGUCAAUGUUGUGGGGGGAAUUAUUUUUUGGUUGCCCAUAAGUGAAAGGUUUAAUACAAAAUCUAACAGAAAGACUACAAACCACAUAAAGGCAACUAACAAAUGGCUAUACUUACACUUUUUCUUUAACCCUUCAAUUCCCAAUUGUGACCAUAGACAGAAUUUCUCCUUACACUAUUAGUACAAUAUCAAGCAGACUAGUAAUGAGAAUAAAAAAAAUAUCAAUAAGGGGAUUAUUAGUUGAUCCAACUCCAAAUUCUCCAAACAAACAUCAAAUGAUUAUUUUGACAGACAUUUAGGAGAAUUGAUAACGAGAUCUUGGGAGUUAAAGGGUUAAUAUUUGUUGACUGAUCAGAGGACACACUUUGAGUGCACUUCUUCAUUGUACUUUAGCACUCACAGAAGUCUUUGGGAAUCAGUGAGUCAAUUCACAAAUGCCAUAUCUUAUGUGGAUAUUGAUGACCUUCAUGAUGAUGAUGGUAAGAAACUAACUAAGCUUUUACAAUUCUUGUCACUGUCGUAUUUUAUUAUAUCUGUCAGUUAGUACAUGUCUUGUGGUUGGUCAAUUUAGCAGGCUGUAUUUCACUGUAUGGCCUGCUAAAUUCAAAAGUUUGUUUGAAUUGAAGUCUUCCCUUCUAUUUUAACUCAGAUGUCUUGCUAGCAUCAUUUUCUCAGUCUGUUUAUUAAGUUACUUAACAUUCUUCAAACUCAGUUAACUAAAGGUAUUUAUCAUCAAGUUGCUGAAAACUUGACAUCAGAAGUAUAUAAAUACCCAACUGCCUUCCUUUUCUGUGCAAGAUAGAAAAUUACAUCUGUGAUUUGAACUUUCAAAUGAACUUUCUUUAUUACACGUUCUAUUGACAGAGCCUUUGUUGUUGUAUGGUUAAGCUGCCAUAUUAGUUUUCAACAGUAGCUUACAUAUUGACUAUGAGCCUUCUUUACCUUUGUGGUAAUCUUUCUGUAUCAUGUGCUAGCUAAUGAGAUGGUAACCUUGAUGGAGGAUGAAUUUCUUGCUGGAUUUAAGCCAUUGAACACAGCAGUGAGACCAAUGUGUAAAAUUCCAGAUGCAAACAGUAAGGUAGAGUAAACCUGUAAUAAUUAAUAGUUAUUUGUUUUUCUAGGAAUCGAUGUAUAAAAAACAACAGACCUAAAUCACUUUCUUUGGUGAAAUGUGGUUUUUUGCGGGAUGACAUCAGAUGAAUGGGGUGGGGGUUUUUUAGGGUCAAAUGUUAUCAGUGUUUAACUCAUUGCAGAUCUCUCAUGGGCUCACAUUGUUCAAAGUCUCAUACUUUCCUACAGACAAAGAAAUGCUUGGGUCAAAGCACUAAUAAUGACAGCUUGCUUGCAGGCUAAUUUUAAUUGGUUGAUAUUGCUCAAUGUUUACCAUUGUGCAUUUUUUCCCUCCAAAAGGAAAAAGCAGAACAAGGAUAAAAAUGCAGAAUGAUAUUUAUCAUUUAAUGGCCAGCUAGUAUGUGACAAUUUGGAUCAGAUCUUCAAAACACACACUAUUUUUAACCUUAAAUUAGCCUAGAGUUGUAGUGGUGAACUUUUUAACUAAUCAGAGUCACAGUUGUAUAAUACAUUGAAAAACUUUUUUUAGCUUGAAAAUCAAAUUACAGUUAGGUGUCACUUUUGGUGAGAAAGUAGAAGUUUCUUAUCAAAGUGAAAUUUUUUCAUGUCUUCCACAGAAUCUUGCUGAAGAUUACUUGCGAUGCCAUAAUCUAAAAGAGUUUGCUGCAUUUUUGGUCUCACUGGAGCAUCCACCACUGGAGUUUGAUAAUGACAAAGGAGAAUUCUCAGCAGUGCUUAAAAGUACACCAGUGUCACCAGCGAAGGAGUCACAAGUCAUGGUUCACUUGGACACAUCACAACAAAAUGAACAUGAGGUUUGUACCUUGACCCCCCUUAUACCCUAACAUUGGUAUGCAGGUUCUCCUUACUGUUCUCUAUACAUCUUCUAUGGUACCUGCAAGGAGAAUUUUUCUGACAAUCAAGAGCUUCUUGAAUUUGCAAUCAUUUCCUUUAUUCUCAUACCUUCAUGUUUGAUUCAGGGAUGAAUUCUACUGGUCUCACUGUUUAGGUUAGCAAUGGGCUGUUUAGUGACAAUAUCCAGCCAUUCCAUCCAAUUCAAAUCACCAGCCAGAGCAUACAAUAUAAAUCAUAUGUAUGUUGUCACACAAUUUUGUUGGGUCAAGCAGAAGAAAAAUUUGAACCUCCAAAUAUUUUUGUUUGGUAUAGGACUCGGAUGAGGAUGCUGAUGUUAUCAUUGAGAGUGAAGAGGAGCAGCUGGACUCAGGGUAUAACACUCAUCACAUAUAACAAAAUACGCUUGUUAGAAAAUAGUUUGAACCAGGAGUAACGUUAUAAUGUAGUGUGAUCGUCCAGGUGAGUGUAGUCCUGAGAAGGACUAUUGUCGCCAUAAGUGAUUAAAGUUUCGACAACCUUAGUCGAGGUCACUAUCAGAGUCAAGUGAAUAAUUGUUGUCAGUUGAAUGUAUCAGCGGUAAGUCUGGUUUAUGUAAACUGAUUGGUCACUUAAGCCAUGAUGUUAUUGGCUGGUAAUCAAUCUCCAAUUAUAAUUUUUUCAAUUAUUAUUGUGACAAACAAAUCCUUUUGUCAUGUUGCUUUCUAGGGGCUACAUAUUUGACACAGUUUAUAAAGUAUUUUAAAUACUUAGCCUAAAUUUUUUUAUGUUAGUUGUUUGUCACAAAUUUUUCAAAAUUUUGCUAUCUUCAAUGUACUCUUUUGUUAUUUUUUUGUGUCCAUGACCAAGUAAACUUUAAUUUAAUGGAAAGUUUCACAGUAGAAAAUCUUCUUUUUGUUCUGGUUUACUCAGUAAAUUACAUUUUCAUAGGAUUUUGUUUGUUUGAUAACCAGGCUGUUGAUAUUAGCUAUACCUGACAUGUUUGUUUGUGUUCUUUCUUGUGUAAGACACAUACCAUUUGGUUAUGUAAAACUUCUUUUCUGCCAAGCUGGUUAGCAGCAGGUUUUUUGAGAUCAUGCAAUGCUGUAGCUUGGAGAAAAUUGGCUGAGCUUUGUCAUUUAGCAUUUCAUUAACUUACACAUGAAAAAUCACAUCUACUGGAUUUUUUGCUUUACAGUGAUGAGGUGGAAAAAGACCUGAAGGAACUCAAGGUAAAACUUGUCUUUACCUUAAUUAUAUCACUUUUUUUUCCAAUAAGUACUCUCAAGAGGAAGGGCCUUAAAAUUGUUUUGCUCUCUUCUGCAGGCCAAAAAAGAUGCCUUGAAAAAGCAAAUGGAAGUUCACAAGCAGAGAGAGGAUAAGGCAAAGGUCAGUUUCCCUAGGAUGAUCUCAGGGUGUUGAGCAUAGAUCCAAAUUUACUGUGAUGCACCCUGUAACAAUGAUUUGUUUCCACUGACUGCAGGCAGUGAUAGAGGAACACAUUUCUAAGCCACGUCUUAUGUUUGAGAACUACCCAACAUACUUGGUACCAGACACUAACUGCUUUGUGAAUCAUUUGGAAGGGGUCAAGGCCAUUGUGGCCAGUCAGGAUUUCACUCUAGUUGUGCCACUCAUUGGUAAGUGAGUUGAAGUGUUGGCUCAAUUGCUGUUCUUACACCCCUCCAUUAUUUUUGUCACCUUUAAAGUGUUUUUUUUGUUAAAUCUUCUGCAGUAAUUAAUGAGCUUGAUGGUCUGAAGAAAGAUGUCCUCCUUGAUAAAUGCGAUGAUUUACAGCAUGCUCAUUAUGUCAUGGAGAAUGCCAGGUGUGUGUGUAUUAUAAACAAAGAAGCUCUGGUGGCUUGUGAAGGAAAUGAGAAAAUUUUUUCUCAUUUUCUCUCUGUGCACUUCAUGUUGUCCUUUCCCAAAUAACCUAAGCACCACUAGUAGUAGUUUACAGGUGUGGAAUUUAUGGAGCCUGAAAUUUCCUCAAAGAUAUAGUAGAUGUAUCUAGUAGAUAUAUAUAGUAGAUAAGAUAUAGUAAAAGUAAUGAGUUAGAGGCUUCCUAGACUCUUGUGCAAAUUCUUUUUGAGGUCAAACCCAAAUAACUUUUCACCAGAAGCUUGUAACUUACGUAUGAUGCCUUUGACAGAGGAGAAAGACAAUUUUAAGUAACUAAUAGCUUUUACAAUUCUGUUUGUAUUUUCAUUCUGUUUGUAUAUUUUAAAACUGUUGGCAAAAAGGUUGUAUUUGUAAAGGAAAAAAGGAAAUGACAAUAGACAAAACCUGGAAGAAACAUUUGUAUAUGUUACAAUUUUUUUUAUAUAUCUGUCUGUAGAUCUGCAAUUCAUUUUCUUGAGUCUGAGUUUAGCCAGAGAAAUCCUCAGGUUAAAACAGUUACCAGCAAAGGAACAGAGUUGGAUACAAUUCAAUUUAGAAGCGAGGAUCCUUCUGGAAGAAAGGUGACAUUUCAUUCCAUUCCAUAUAUCAUGAAUAUAUUACAUUAGCAGACAGCUCCAAUGGAAUCUGAGCAACUGACCAUGAGACACAGAUAAUGUAUACAAUGUUUUAACAUUGCAAUAUUUACAUGCUCCAAGCCUUGUGGUGUUUGGCACACAGGAAGGAGCAUACAAAAUGAAUUUAUUUUAUAAAUUAUAACUUUUCUGACAAUGAUAAGUGGGGGAACACAUAUCCUAAAACCACCUCCCAGUUACACUUUUGGGUUCCCUGUUUAUCACAACUUAUCAGAGACAAGCAUCUUUUGAUUUAUUUAUUACUUGUGCGUUGACUAAAACCUGUUGGUCCUGAUGUAUAUGGGUUGUUUCAGGGCAAAGGAUGCAAUGAUGAUGUUAUUCUCUCCUGUUGUUUACACUACUGUGAAGAGAACUUUAUCAACCGGUUGGCCACAGGUAUUGUUUUCUUUGUCAGAAAAAGUUGAAAGUUCCUUAGAGCUGAAAAUAAUCUCAUAUGGUUUGUUUUAAGUCGCUCUUUUUUUCUUUUACCUAUUUGUCCAUCUCAAUGUCAAUCUAAAACAUAGUGCAUGUAGUUUUCAGUUUUGUUUGCAAUAUUUUUGCUAAAAUAUUAAGCAAAAUGAGUUGAUAAUAGAGUUUUUUCCAAUAGUGUUGUAAAACUAAAGCCAAAGUAAUCAAAAUGGUCAUGCAGAAGAUAGCAAAGUACUGUAUAGAACCAAUGAGAACUCAAAGUCAAACCAACCAAACUGAUUAAAGCAUGGGAAAAUACAAGCGACCUAGUCAUGAUUAUUUUUAGUUUUGCUUCUGUUUUAUAAAGAGUGGUGCAAGUUUUCUAAACUAAGCACAGAGCAAAGUAACACUGCUCUGAUGAGGAUCAUGUUUCCUUUUUUGUUUCUAUUGUUGUCAUAGUUUGCAAAGAUUUGUUAAUGGGUAAGAGUUAUGAGAUUAUUGUACUUUUAUCCUUCCCAAUAUUGAAGUUAAACAGGGGAAGAAUGAGGCUCUGAAUUAUUAUCCUUUUUGCAGCCUAUGCUCAAAGACAAGGAGGCUAGUUAGUUUUAAAUUAUUGUUACAUUUUCCACAGCAAAUCAACCAAUAACAAUUCAGAGGAAAGUAGUUUUGCUGACAGAUGACCGGAACCUAAGAGUGAAGGCUUACACCAGGAAUGUCCCUGUACUUACAAUACCACAGUUCAGACAAAUGGCUAGGCUGUAA
Molecule: messenger RNA, 11784 nt
Organism: Pocillopora meandrina
Lineage: Eukaryota; Metazoa; Cnidaria; Anthozoa; Scleractinia; Pocilloporidae
Source: the annotation of a GenBank genome assembly